Aspergillus ruber CBS 135680 is the source of this 1527-nucleotide messenger RNA. Its product is annotated as general substrate transporter. Bases 1 to 1527 code for a protein of 508 amino acids. Gene Ontology annotation, biological process: carbohydrate transport; transmembrane transport. Lineage: Eukaryota; Fungi; Ascomycota; Eurotiomycetes; Eurotiales; Aspergillaceae. Gene Ontology annotation, molecular function: carbohydrate:proton symporter activity. The transcript is spliced from 3 exons. Gene Ontology annotation, cellular component: membrane. The record is from RefSeq and is a predicted model, not a curated record.
AUGUCUCACUUCUCACCAUUUUUCCCUUCAUUUAGCAGCUUUGAAGAAUGCUGUUUCAAGAGUCUCAAGGCAGACCUCUCCGAUUCGGAGUCACCGCCGCCUGUGGUGCUGGAUUCCUCCUUUUUGGUUAUGACUAGGGAGUCUUCGGUGACCUUCGGGUACCCCGAUGCCACAAUCCAGGGCCAGAUCGUGGCUACUUAUGAUAUUGGCUGCAUUAUUGGCACCUUGGUGUCCAUGUUCUUUGGUGAUAGACUAGGGCGCAGACGAUGCAUCCUUACCGGGUGUUGUAUCCUAAUUGUGGGAGCCGUGUUGCAAACUGCUUCUUACUCCCUGGCGCAGAUGAUUGUUGGCCGUGUGGUGGCAGGUGUAGGGAAUGGCAUGAACACAGUUGCCAUCCCCGUCUGGCAAUCGAAAACCGCACGAGCAGAUAACCGUGGAAAGCUCAUCGUCACUCAGCUGGUGACGAAUAUAUUUGUGGAUGAACUAUGGUUUCCCUUCAUUCCGCACUCCAGUGUGAGCUGGCGGUUUCCCCUUGCCUUCCAAUGCUUCUUUGCAAUCGUCACAAUCGCCCUGGUCCUCGUCACACCGGAGUCUCCUCGCUGGCUGGUAAUGAGAGGUCGUGUCAGCGAAGCGCGUAGUAUCCUCUCACGACUCCUGGCCAAACCGGAGUACGACCCUACAGUGGUCGACGGGAUUCAGAACCUGGUUGCCACUGUCCACCACGAGUCAGAAGUGCAGCAAUCCAGUAUCCUCAAAGAAAUCUUCGCCAGCAACAACAAGCAACAAACGUUCCGCCGGAUGCUACUCGGAGCAGAGACAGCCUUCUUCCAACAAUUGGGAGGAACGAACGUGAUUGCGUAUUACUUACCCGUUGUAUUAACGCGAAGCGUUGGGCUCAGCAACCGUAUGGCCUUGAUCCUGUCGGCGGUCGACUCAAUGUUGUUGAUGUUCUGGGGCUCGCUCGCCAGUUUGGUCAUCGACCGCAUGGGCCGAAAACGCCUAAUGCUGAUGGGAGUUACUGGAAGCGGUAUCUGCUUCGCACUAGUCGCUGUUGGACUGCGCUAUGGCGGAGAAAACAACAAAGGCAUGUCAAUCCUGGCCGUCGUGUUUAUUUUCAUGUACUACGUUUUCUACGACCUGUCACUCCUCUCGAUCCCAUACAUGUACCCGGCGGAAAUCAACUCGCAGAAGAUGCGGAACAUCGGUACCUCGUUUGCCACGACAGUGAACUGGGUCUUUGUGUACCUGGUGGUCGUGGUCACGCCCACAGCCAUCGAAAGCAUCCACUGGAAGUAUUAUAUGCUCUUUGCCAUUUUCAACGUCUGCUUUGCCCCGAUUAUCUGGCGGUUUUAUGUUGAGACUGCUAAUCUCUCCUUGGAACAGGUUGACCGUCUGUUUGAGGCUAAGUACGAGGCUGGGAAGGAUAUGACCUGGUCCGAAGCAACAAGGAUUGCCCGUACAGAGACACCGGUUGGGCUUGGAGACGCAAAAGCUGCCGAGACUGAAUAUUGUGAGAAUGUGGCUUGA